Spodoptera litura is the source of this 2747-nucleotide messenger RNA. RefSeq names its product plastin-2 fimbrin (gene Fim). Gene Ontology annotation, molecular function: actin filament binding; calcium ion binding. The record is from RefSeq and is a predicted model, not a curated record. NCBI's taxonomy places the organism in Eukaryota, Metazoa, Arthropoda, Insecta, Lepidoptera, Noctuidae. Gene Ontology annotation, biological process: actin filament network formation; actin filament bundle assembly. Gene Ontology annotation, cellular component: actin filament; actin filament bundle; cytoplasm.
GCAGUGCUCGGUGAGUUCAUCGGUUGACUUUCUUGACGUAUUUAUAAUUUGCACUCGCUUCAUGAUAUCGUGUUGCGAGACCGUACGGUAUAAUAGUAAUUUUAAAGUGCGCUUCAUUCGUUUACAUUAGUUUUCGAGUGCUGUGAUUUAUACAUUACUUUUUUAUUUUUAUACAAUCAUCGGUAGUACAUAAGUGAACUGUGAAAAAACGCGUUUUACAAACACUCGGUAUAUUGUUGAUGUGAUCCUUGUUUUUGUGAUUUUAUUUGUGUGACGAUGGCAGAUAAUUCAAAAUUGACCGACGAGGAGAGGACUGAGAUCAGGGAGCAGUUUGAGCAGCUGGACACAAACAGCAGUGGUUACAUUGAUCUGAAAGAAUUGAAAGAAGCACUCGACAGCGUCGGAUACAAAAUUCCACAAUGGAAGGUCCGGUGCAUGAUCGAGGAGUACUACGACAAUGGCAACAAGCGUGGAGUCAACGGCAGCAUGAAUGGAGACGCCAAGAAGAACGCCAUCAGCCUCACCGAGUUCGAGGAGCUCUGCGCUAACCUUAAAGCACAACAGGUAUCCAGCACGUUCAAACAGGCUGUCAGUAAAAAAGAGAACCUGGAACACUUGGGCGGCAUGAGCGAAGCCUCCAGCGAUGGCACAACUCACUCGGUUCGACUGGAGGAGCAGAUGGCUUUCUCUGGUUGGAUAAACAGCAACCUGGAACAUGACCCAGACCUGAAGCACCUGCUGCCGAUAGACCAUGAGGGGAAACAGUUGUAUGAGAAGCUCAAAGACGGUCUUAUUUUAUGUAAAGUGAUAAACCACUCAUGCCCCGACACGAUAGACGAGCGUGCCAUCAACAAGAAGAAUCUGACUCUGUACACAAAGCACGAGAACCUCACGCUGGCCCUCGUCUCCUCACAGGCCAUUGGGUGCAAUAUCGUCAAUAUCGAUGCCCAUGAUUUGGCUAAAGGCAAGCCUCACUUGGUGUUGGGUCUGCUGUGGCAGAUCAUCCGUAUCGGUCUGUUCAACCAGAUCACAUUGGAACACUGCCCCGGUCUCACCGAGCUGCUCAAUGACCAGGAACGCAUCGAAGACCUGUUGGCGUUAUCACCAGAAGCGAUCCUCCUCCGAUGGGUGAACCACCAGCUACAGAGCGCCGGCGUCACCCGCCGCUGCACCAACUUCCAGCAGGACGUGGCUGACUCUGAAAUCUACUCGCAUCUGCUCAAACAGAUCGCUCCUGAUGAUUCUGGAGUUACAUUGGAUGCUUUGAGGGAAACCGACUUACUCCGUCGUGCUGAACUCAUGCUGCAACAAGCCGCGAAGCUCAGAUGUCGCGCGUUCGUGACUCCAGCAGACGUAGUCGGCGGAGUAUACAAACUGAACUUGGCGUUUGUCGCCAACUUGUUCAACCAACAUCCUGGACUACAGCGCUCUGCUGACACUGAGGAACUGCACCAACUUGACGAGACCAGGGAGGAGAAGACAUACCGUAACUGGAUGAACUCUAUGGGUGUGGCGCCGCACGUGAACUGGUUGUACUCCGACCUGACUGACGGCCUGGUCAUCUUCCAGCUCUACGACAUCAUCAAACCUGGCAUUGUUAACUGGAAGAAGGUGCACCGUCAGUUCUCGAAGCUGCGUAAGUUCAUGGAGCGGCUGGAGAACUGCAACUACGCCGUGGAGCUCGGCAGGCAGCUCGGGUUCUCACUCGUCGGCAUCGCGGGGGCUGAUAUUAACGAGGGCAAUGCUACGCUUACACUCGCCCUGAUCUGGCAGUUGAUGCGAGCGUACACGCUGUCGGUACUGACCCGGCUGGCCAACACCGGGAACCCCAUCAUUGAGAAGGAGAUCGUGCAGUGGGUCAACAACAAACUCAAUGGCGCUGGCAAAACUUCUUCUAUUAGGAGCUUCCAAGAUGAGGUGUUAGCUGACGGUAAGGUGGUGAUUGACCUGAUCGACGCCAUCAAGCCAGGCUCCAUCAACUACGACCUCGUGCUGCCCGGAGGCAAUGAGGAGGAGAACCUAGCCAACGCGAAAUACGCGAUUUCAAUGGCGCGUCGUUGUGGAGCGCGCGUGUACGCGCUACCGGAGGACAUCACGGAGAGGAAACCCAAGAUGAUCAUGACAGUGUUCGCGUGUCUUAUGGCGCUCGACUAUAUUCCUGCCAUGGACGCGCCCGUCGCCAACGCGGAGCCUUCUCAAUUUGCCCGUUCAGGCAAUGGUUUCAACCACGAAGCUACGGAUGAAGGAUCACCAUCAACAUUCCUCAGGUACGGCGUUGAGGAACAAGACUACAAUCCUGAAGACGCCGCGGAGGUAGAAAUAGUCGAGUCCGCAGAAGUAUCCGAGGAUCCAGCACCAGCGUCUGAUGAAGCUGAGGGACCUAGCCAACUGUCUGAGAAGCCGGUGCCUCCACCUAAACCUGAAAACCUGACUGCUGUGCCCAGAAGUGCCUCAGUUGUUGAUGAACAAUAAAAUGUAAGAGUAAGCACGUUAACGUAGCUUAAAGAACAAAACUUCUUGAUUAGAUUUGCAACUUUAUUUGUAAGUAGAUAAGGUUAAAUUCCUAAUUAAGAUAUUUGUGUGGUACGUUAAGCUAUCCUUUAGCUCGUUAGAUUGCAACCUAAUUUGUAAGAAGAUGCAAUUGAAUUUCUAUUAAAGAAAUGUAUGUAUUGAGGUUUUUAACUAGAACAACUUUACUUAAAGUUGUCGGUGUUUUUAUAGAAAGCUAGAAAAUAAGUUAUAUUUAA